GGCUGGGGCAAUUAAACGCCCCCAUCAAAGAAGACGCGUUUUCGCGUCUUUGUUCGGAAAUUCAGUUCAACUCCUUCAUGUCUCUCAUUCCUCUGUGGCGUCAACACCGACUCUCGAUACCUACCACUUGCUUCUUAUACCAGACACAGCUCGACUAUUAGUUAUCGCGAACUUACCUACCGCCCGUCGACUUUCUACCCGAACUCCAGACCGUCGUAAUCGAACCCGAAUAAAGUACCUGACCGUAAUCAAGUCGCAUAUAUUCUGGCGACAGCUUCGGCACUCUGUCUCCCAGUCCCUUCGCUCAGUUGACUCCCCGAGCGUCAUUUCUUCAAGACUGGGCGAUAUCGGCCUCAUACUUGCACGAUUGGUUCGGUAGAAGCAGAUACAGGGGCUCUGUAUACGUGGUCCCCAUAUGCGGCUUGGCUCGAGAAGCCCGAGUUCGGCAACCUUAUAAACGAUCAUGCCGUCUCGUGCACCAGCUAAAAGGAGAUCGAAUGCCGGCAGAUCAAGACCAAGGCCUAGCGAUGUUCAGCCCGGUGACCCUGUCCCGCAACUGCCUCAAAGAAGGUACCGGCCUGGAACAGUUGCACUGCGUGAGAUACGCAGGUAUCAGAAUAGCACCGAUCUUCUGCUAAGGAAGCUACCUUUCGCUCGAUUGGUUCGGGAAAUUGCGCUUGGCUUCCGCCCCAGAGACGAAGAGUUGCGCUGGCAAUCACAGGCCAUAAUGGCACUGCAAGAGGCCGCCGAGGCUUUCAUGGUGCAUCUGUUCGAGGAUACAAAUCUGUGUGCUAUACAUGCCAAAAGAGUCACCAUUAUGCAAAAAGACAUCCAGCUCGCGAGACGAAUACGCGGCGCAUGGGCAGGUUUGGGUUGAGCGUUUGCUGGCAUCGCGGUCGAGACCAAGAAAAGCCAGAUACUUGGGUCUUCAAUUGUUAACAAAUGUCGAUAGACAUGGGUCUAUGUUUCUUGCGGGUCCGGGAUGGGACUUGGAAACUAGAGCCUCGUCAAGUUGUCAUUCUGUGGAGAUGUUGGCUUGAUUACUUCUUUUCUGGCAUUCUGUUGAUAAGGUACACGAGCCGUCUUAUCUGGCGUUAUGCAAGGAGUCUAAGGUAGGAAGGGUGGCGGGCGCGCGCACUGGGCUGUUGGUACCUGUUAGAUGAUUACUAUAUUAUUGACACCGCCUUGGGUACAGUAC
Molecule: messenger RNA, 1198 nt
Organism: Sodiomyces alkalinus F11
Lineage: Eukaryota; Fungi; Ascomycota; Sordariomycetes; Glomerellales; Plectosphaerellaceae
Product: histone-fold-containing protein
Exons: 3
Coding region: 464-877 (137 amino acids)
Cellular component (GO): nucleosome
Molecular function (GO): structural constituent of chromatin; DNA binding; protein heterodimerization activity
Source: RefSeq, a predicted model, not a curated record